CCUUACAGAGGGCGGCGUCCGCGGAAGAAAACGGGACACGAGAGCUCCGACAGGCCGACAGAGGGAACUCAUUUCCAGGGUGGAUUCAGUGAAUUCCAGCAGGUGUCAGGAUGUCUGCCAAGGUGAGCGCCGAGGAGAUCGAGGAGAUCAGGGAAGGGUUCAAGAAAGUCGACGUGGACGGUAACGGUUACAUCUGUGCGAAAGAACUGGGUGACCUGUUCCGCGAGGUGGGCUGUCCGCUGCCCGGAUACCAGAUCAGGGAGCUCCUGCAGAAGCUGGACCGCGACAAAGACAGCCGCAUCAGCUUUGACGAGUUCACCACUAUCUUCAAAGAGAUGAAGGAUGACCGCAUGGCCCAGGGUUUCCGGAAAGCUCUCAACAAGAAAGAAGGCAUUGUAGCCAUCGGGGGCACGAGUGAGAUCUCCAGCGAAGGAACCCAGCAUUCAAUCUCUGAACAGGAGCGCUUCGCCUUCACAAACUACAUCAACACAGCUCUGGGGGAGGAUCCUGAUUGUUCGCACUUUGUGCCCAUCAACCCCAACACCGGGGCUCUGUUCAAAGCCGUGGCGGAUGGCAUUCUGCUAUGCAAACUCAUCAAUCUUUCUGUGCCGGAUACCAUCGAUGAAAGAACCAUCAACAAGAAGAAACUCACCCCUUUCACCACACAGGAGAAUCUGAACUUGGCUCUGAACUCGGCUUCAGCCAUCGGCUGCCAGGUUGUAAACAUCGGGGCUCAGGACCUAAAGGAGGGCAAACCCCACUUAGUGCUGGGGCUCCUCUGGCAGAUCAUCAAGAUAGGACUGUUUGCUAAGAUACAGCUGAGCCGCAAUAAAGCCAUUGCAGCUCUGCUUCAGGACGGAGAAAGCCUGGACGUGCUGAUGAAGCUCAGCCCUGAGGAGCUGCUGCUGCGGUGGGUCAAUUUCCACCUGAAGACAGUCGGCAUGUCCAUCACCAACUUCUCUGCAGACAUUAAGGACUCUAAAGUCUACUUCCACCUGCUGGAGCAGAUCGCUCCAGACGGCAGCAAAGAAGAUGUUCCUCGAGUUGAAAUUGACAUGACUGGUCUCUAUGAGAAAGAUCUUAAAAAAAGGGCUGAGCUCAUGCUGCAGCAGGCCGAACGUCUGGGCUGCAGAGAGUUUGUAACGGCCACCGACGUCGUCACCGGAAACGCCAAACUGAACCUGGCCUUCGUGGCCACGCUCUUCAACAAGCACCCGGCUCUGACCAAACCAGAGAACCAAGAGUGGAUUGUUGAGGAUGAAUCCAGGGAGGAGAGAACGUUCAGGAACUGGAUGAACUCUCUCGGGGUCACUCCACAUGUCCAUUACAUCUACGGGGAUCUGCAAGACGCCAUGGUGAUCCUACAGCUUUAUGAAAAGAUCAAGGUGAAGGUGGACUGGAACAACAGAGUCAACCAUCCGCCGUUCAAGGGGGUCGGAGGAGGACAUUUAAAGAAAAUUGAGAACUGCAACUACGCAGUGGAGCUGGGAAAGCAAAAGGCUGGAUUCUCCCUGGUGGGAAUCGGAGGGCAGGACCUGUACGAUGGAAACGAGAUGCUCACUCUGGCGCUGAUGUGGCAGCUGAUGAGGAGGUACACUCUAAAUUUGCUUGAAGACCUGGGACACGGAGAAGUGGCUGGAGAUGAUCUGAUCAUUUCUUGGGUCAACAAGACUUUGGCCGAAGCUGACAAAAGUUCAUCCAUCAAAAGCUUUAAGGACAAAUCUAUCAGUACCAGUCUUCCAGUUCUGGACCUCAUUGACGCCAUACAGCCGGAGAGCGUGAACUUCGAGUUGGUAAAAAGAGACGCAGAGUCGAAUGCAGACAAACUGGACAAUGCAAAGUAUGCGGUCUCCAUGGCGAGGAAAAUCGGGGCUAAAGUUUACGCUCUGCCCGAGGAUUUGGUGGAAGUCAAACCCAAAAUGGUGAUGACCAUCUUUGCCUGUCUGAUGGGGAGAGGCAUGAAGAGGGCGUAGAGGAGCAGCAAACGGCGUCUGUCCAUCUUUGCCUGGGGAGGCAUGAGGAUAGGGGGGGGGCGGCGGCGUGGAUGGAUGGUGUCGCAGUCUGACUGGAAUUUUUCUGCCCGUUUCAUUUUUGACAGAAAAAGGCAUUCAUUAUCCAAAUUGUUGCCCAUGGCACCAACUUCCUCCCUUUACAGAACAUUCUCUUCUAAAAUAAAAGCCAUGAUCUGUGCCGGGGUUUUGAUGAGCGUUACCAAAUUUUUAUACCUCAAAAAAAAUGUCUAGAAAACCUUGUUAAGGAAUAAAAAUGAUUUUCAUUCUCAUGUUUUCAUGAACUUUUGCAAUCAGUCUUGCUGAAUACCAAGAGCCAUUACAAACCUUUGAUUCUGCUCAAGCAAAAGUAAUCGCAAAAGAUGUCGUAUUUUUCGUUUUCUUUAAAGUAUUUGACCAAAACUCGAGUGCUGCUCCAGUUUGACUACAUUUAAUAGACUCCCUAAUAGAAUAAAGCAUUAAUAAGACAGACAUUCAAAACACACUUUAUGAAUUUAGCUCAAAUUUGAACAGAAACAGGAAAUAUUUUAUUUCAGCUUUUUUUUUUUUUUUUUUUUAGAAAAAAGGCUUAAUAGUGACAGUUUUUUUGUUAGAAAUGAAAAAUAAAUGAAUAAAAUGCCCUUGAAACAAAAUGAAAAAGCAGCUUGUUUGCACAUGAAGUUUCUGUUAAACAUGAAAUCCAUGAGAUGUCUUGUAAAGAAAAUAAAAUGCCUGUUAACCCUAAAUAAAUAUCCGACCACUUAAGCUCCAAAAUUACCUUAAUUUAGCAUCUACUUAAAAGCAAAAACAUUAAUUUUUUUAACUAAUAAAUUCAGGCUUCAAAGGGUUAAAAAAAUAACUGCUGUGAGAAAUACUACUGCUAUGCUCUUCAGUGUAAAAAUAUUGUCUUAACCAUUUCAAUUUAUUGAAUAUCAUUUUUCUGUUGAGCUGAAAAUGUGUUGAAACAGAUAUUUAUAUUUGUUUUCCCCUUUGCAGAAAACAUCACAGUCUCACAAAUUUUUGUUAUCAAAAGGAAACAUCAAAUUAAAAAAAAACAAAUUGUACAAUUUCAUUGUACACUUCUGAAUAAAAUGUUAUCUCAAAGUG
Messenger RNA from Oryzias latipes (Japanese medaka), 3095 nucleotides. RefSeq names its product plastin-3-like. Gene Ontology annotation, cellular component: actin filament; actin filament bundle; cytoplasm. Lineage: Eukaryota; Metazoa; Chordata; Actinopteri; Beloniformes; Adrianichthyidae. Gene Ontology annotation, biological process: actin filament network formation; actin filament bundle assembly. Gene Ontology annotation, molecular function: actin filament binding; calcium ion binding. The record is from RefSeq and is a predicted model, not a curated record.